This is a messenger RNA of Selaginella moellendorffii, 1641 nucleotides long. Its product is annotated as (R)-mandelonitrile lyase-like. The transcript is spliced from 4 exons. Gene Ontology annotation, molecular function: flavin adenine dinucleotide binding; oxidoreductase activity, acting on CH-OH group of donors. NCBI's taxonomy places the organism in Eukaryota, Viridiplantae, Streptophyta, Lycopodiopsida, Selaginellales, Selaginellaceae. Bases 77 to 1549 code for a protein of 490 amino acids. The record is from RefSeq and is a predicted model, not a curated record.
UCUGGUACUUACGCUUACCAUCUCUGCUUAUACAUGCACAGCAAUCAGUCCGGAAUCGAGCUCUGCCAUCCCACCUAUGAGUGAACCAUCUGUGCAGCUCAAAUGGAACUCCUAUGACUACAUCAUUGUGGGAGGAGGAACUGCUGGAUGCCCAUUAGCCGCCACACUCUCCCAGAGGUUCAAGGUUUUGGUCCUGGAGCGCGGAGGUUUCCCCGAUCCAAUCUCCACACGCCGAGACAGCUUUUUACUGACUUACGAAAACCAACUUGGCAGCAACACACUCGUCCAGGGAUUCGUUUCCACGGAUGGCGUUAGAAACGGCCGGGCUCGAGUGCUGGGCGGUGGAAGCUCAAUCAACGCCGGGUUUUACAACCGAGCGAGUCCUCAAACCAUAGCAGACAUGGGCCUCGAUGGGAGCCUGGCUAACGCGUCCUUCCAGUGGGUGGAGAGAAUUGUGGCGUCAUUCCCAGAGCUUGGGCCAUAUCAGAGAGCGUUCAGGCAGUCCCUGCUCGAGGCAGGAGUGACUCCUGACAACGGUGCCAGCUACGACUUUCAAGUUGGAACCCAAACCGGGGGAACGAAUUUCGAUAGCCAGGGGUUCCGGCGGCCAGCUUCAAAUCUGUUUGUUUACGGCAAUCGUACGAACCUGGACGUUCUGCUCUACGCACAAGUUGAGCUCAUCCUUUUCAAAGGGCUUCGAGCGUAUGGAGUGCGGUAUACAGACUUCCUUGGCUUACCGCACACGGCUCUUCUUAGCAGACACCCCAAGAGUGAAGUGAUUUUGUGUGCAGGUGCACUAGGAAGCCCGCAGCUGCUCUUGCUGAGCGGAAUCGGGCCAGCAGACCAUCUGACAGCCAUGGGCAUCAAGGUGGUGUUGAACGCAACUGGAGUUGGACAACAAAUGAGAGACAACCCCACAACCCGUCUUGUUAUACUCUCGCCUUCCCCAGUGGAGUCGUCACUUGUGCAAGCCGUGGGAAUCACUGCAGCAUUUGGCACCUACAUCGAGGCUGCGAGUGGUGCUGCUGCAGCAGCUAUACCCGGUGCGCCAGUCGAGUACAUACUCCAGAAAGCCGCCGGGCCUUUAUCUGUAGGCAAGCUUGUUUUGGGGUCCACGAAUGUCCGAGACAAUCCGAUAGUCACCUUCAACUAUUUCCAAAACCCCCAAGACCUGGCGACAUGCGUUGCAGGGGUGAACAGGGUCGAGGAGGCCGUUCUCACAAAUGCGUUCCGCCCUUUUGUGUUUGACAUUCAGCCUCUCCCAUCGGGAGGUACAGUUGGAUCGCCCAACCGGAGAAAUCCAGCAUUUGCGCCCACUCUGAACGCAACCAUAGCCACCUAUUGCGUGACAAACGUUGCAACCAUCUGGCACUAUCACGGUGGAUGCGUGGUUGGCCAGGUUGUGGAUUCCGACUAUAAAGUUUUGGGCACCCAAGGACUGAGAGUUGUCGAUGGUUCUACCUUCGUGUUUUCCCCUGGAACAAAUCCACAGGCUACAGUUAUGAUGCUUGGCAGGUAUGUCGGCGUAAAAAUCCUGGCAGACAGGUAAGAACCAUACCUUAAAUAUAUACGAAGUUUGCGUAAACUAAGCGAAAGUAAACGUAAAGUCAAUAAAAGGCUUCAACGAUUGACUUUCGUUAA